Leptidea sinapis is the source of this 5559-nucleotide messenger RNA. RefSeq names its product solute carrier family 25 member 35-like. The coding region runs from base 371 to 1291 and encodes 306 amino acids. The transcript is spliced from 6 exons. Lineage: Eukaryota; Metazoa; Arthropoda; Insecta; Lepidoptera; Pieridae. The record is from RefSeq and is a predicted model, not a curated record.
GACGUUAACACAGUAACAGUUUUAACAUUAAGAUUUUGUAAACACACAACUUAUGUAAUAUAGGUACAUAGUAAUGUAACAUAAUAUUUUUGUUUGUUUAUAUACAUAAAUGAAUUAAGUAAUUAAAAUGUUGAGUAAUACUACUGAUAAGAGAAAUUUAAAAUUAGAAUUCAUUUGAUAGUAGUAGUGACGGUGCUUGAAAAUAUGUAUUUCUGGAAUAUUAGUUAACGAGAUAUCAAAUGAUAUUUUCGGAAUUUUCCACUGACCUAGAUGAUAUUUUAUGAGGAAUUGUCAACUUCUAUUACAAAGGCGAUAAGCUUAACUAAAGACAGUAGUAAGUGAAGAGUGGGAUGUAAGAAGCUAGCGAACUAUGAUCGGAGACUUUAUAAUUGGUGGCCUCGCUGGAGUAGGGGCUGGUUUCUUUAGCAAUCCUUUUGAUGUGAUCAAAAUACGAAUGCAAUUGCAAGGAGAGUUGAAGGCUAGAGGGGAACAUGCAGUUUAUUAUAGAAAUAUACCUCAUGCUGCCUAUACCAUUGUGAAGCAUGAUGGACUGGCAAGCCUGCAGAAGGGGCUUGUGCCCGCCCUUUGGUUCCAGCUUAUUGUGAAUGGGGUAAGAUUAGGAAUAUACCAACAAGCAGAUAACUAUGGCCUACUCAGAGAUGAGAACAAUAAUACAAAGUUCGCUAAUAGUUUGUUCUUUGGUCUCAUCUCUGGUAUGUCUGGAGGGCUCGCUGGCAGUCCACUCCAGCUUGUGAAGACACAACUAAUGUCAUAUUCCAAUAAGAAGAUAGCAGUUGGUACGCAACAUGCUCACCAAGGAACAUUGUAUGCUCUGAGGCAGAUUUAUAACAAAAAUGGACUCUUAGGUCUAUGGAGGGGGGCCCAUGGAAUGAUGUUGAGGAAUUCCAUUGGCUCCUCAACACAGAUUGCAGCUUUUGCUAUAUGCAAGGAGUGGAUGGACAACAACGGCUUUUGCCAACAGUCGAAGUAUCUCUCCGCGUUCGUCGCGAGCAACAUCGGCGCGGUUGCCAAGACUAUCACGCUUACCCCGAUGGAUGUCAUAAUGACCAGGCUCUACAACCAAGCCGUGGAUGCCCAAGGCAGAGGUGUGCUGUACAGCGGUAUUGUGGAUUGCGCCAACAAGAUCACGAGAGCCGAAGGUAUCCUGGCCUUCUAUAAGGGCAUAGGACCCUCGUACUUGAGGCAAGCGCCACAUACAGUCCUGCUGCUCGUCUUCUGGGAUAUGCUCAAAGAUUUGCAGAAGAGCUGGGACAAGGAAAAGGCGUCUUAGUGAAGUAUACGCGGACUUAAGAUGAAGAUCAUAUUAUGAAUGGAACGAUGUUUCAACGUCGAUCAAACAUCAUAUGAUGACGUACAUAUCACGUGACGUAGCGUAGUGUUCAAACCGAGUUUUAAAAGAAGCAUUGUUCUAGGUCAUCGAAUAUAUAACAAUUAUUAGUACAUAGAGUAAGUCGCGAAUACACCAGCAUCUCCACAGGAAAAACACUAGCUACAUAACUACCAUGUUUAUUUAUUUAUUGGAAAACAAACAGCUUAAGUUAUACACACAUUGUGACACAUAAUUUAUAUUACACAAGCCAAUAAAGUUUCCACUUAAAUAUAAACAAAGUAGGAGUGAAUAUAAUACAAAAUAUAACGAUUUUAUAUACAAUUAAACAUCGCGAAAAAAGUAAACAAAAAUACAAAUGAAACAAAAUUUAUCGGUUGGACAUAUUUUAAGGAUGUUUAAGAUAUUCUUUAAUUAAAAGUUCGAUAGCUGCUAUGAAAAAUAUCUAAGUGACUAUAAUUAUUAUUAUAAGUGUUGCAUGCUCUUAUAAUAAAACAAUUGCUAGUAUAAUUAGUUCUACGAACAGGGAUAAAUAAUGUAUCUAUAGGACGUGUAUAAUGUUUUGGACAGUUAAGUUUAAUGUUACUUAAAAUACGAUUGGAAUCAAUUAAGUCAUGUAAUAUUUUGAAAAGGAAAACUUGAUCUCUGUAUUCUCUACGCUGUUGUAAAGAUAGGUGAUUAAAUUGAGGAGUAUUACCAUUUUGAAACUAAUAAUUUAAUCUUUUAAUAAAUUUAUUUUGUACACUUUCUAUAGCAUCUAUAUAUUUUGUAUAGCGUGGGUUCCAAGCAGUCGAAGCAUAUUCUAAAUAUGGUAUGUUAAAUACCAGUUUUUUUUUCUGUAGAGAUUAGAUGGAUAUGUGCAAAGUCUAUCAAAUAAUCGCUUACAUUUGUGUAAUUUGUAUUGAAUAUAAAAACACUUGGUUAAUUUAUUGAAGUAGGCGUUACUUUGCGGAAAUCCAUAAUUAUACAACGAGGCUAGUUUGGCAGUAGACUUUUUGAGUCUCGUGCCAGAUUUUGGCGAGACAACACGUCCUGAGGAUGCCCCGUGUAGAGACGAAACACGUGUCGAAUUGUUUAAAGACAAAUAUUGGCGGAAUUAACACUAAAGAAAACUCAAAUCAUUUGUGUAACACUUGGUUAAAUAAAUAGUUAAUUUUGUCAUUAGGAAUUUUAAUUGUUGACAUUACUAAUGAAUGACGAUAACCAAUUAGGUUAACUUCGAGCAAACAUAGAUGAAGUGAUGAACUUAGACAGAGUAGGUAAGUAUAAUAAAACAUGAUAUUUGUAUAAUAAUUUCUCAUACUAACAUCAAAAUAAGAUGAUAGAUGCGUAAUGAACGUCCUGUUUCUACGUCCUGCUCGUCUCGUCCCUUAUUGUCAUAAAAAUAUUAAAAUAAAUACCCAUAUAUUCGGUAUUACACAUAAUAAAAAAUUAGAAGCCUUUUAUUGUUUCAAAGUAAGUCCAAUGAACUUUUUUUAAUGCCAAUUAUAAAAAUACAACAAUCGUAUCGCAAACAAAUGGCGGUCUGAUCUCUCAGACACGAGAAACUCCCAGUUAUUUUUAAUCCGCUAAACUUAACAAGUCCCGACACAAUCCACUGUAUUGGUUUUGAAAAAAAAUUCAAAAAGCUUCCUCAACAAUAUUUCGAUUUCUUGCGUGGCUCCAUCUAUACAGUUUAUAGUACAUCUAUUAGUUGUUAAUGUUACCAACUCAGUAUAUGUUCAUAGCUCAACAAAGAUACCGAUUUAGUAUUAUUUACAAAUACGGGUUAUAGGCCUUUAGUGAAUCAGUUUUUAAGUGAUUAAUGUAAGUGUUAAUGUAAGGAAAGUUAUACUUAUAUUAGGACACAGUAUUAAAGUUUAGAGGGUUUUGAACCCAAUUUUUACAAGUUCCUUAUAAUUUAAUAUGUGUAAUUUAAUGAUAAUAAUAUCUUAUUAUUUUGGGUCUUAAAUCAGUAUGGCGGGCCAACCAUCCCGAUUUUAAUUGUACUCGACUAGUAGCCAAACGCCAUGAUGCCUAACCUAAAAAAUAUAUAAUAAAUUAAGCUAUCGUUUACAAUAUAAGCCUUUUUCUAAUGAGAUAUAUAUAAUAAGAAAUGUCUUAGUUUGAAAAUACCGCUUUGCCCGAAAAUAAUUCUUACAAUACGGUUAUGCCUAACACAAUAUUAUGCGCUUGACGGCUCUAAUCUAUUAUGUCGUAUUAUAUUAUAUUAGAGGUGUCGCCGUAUAAUAUUAUGUACGCGAUAUGAAGAGACGAGAUUGAGAAAUUAAUCUCUUCGUCACGAAGUGUUCACGAAAUUGUAGAAAUAAUUUACCAAAGAAUACUUAACAUAAAUAUAUAGGAAUAUUUUGACAGUUAAAAAUCAUUUUUAUAAGUUAUAUACUUAGGAUUAAGGGUUGGUCUCCGGUGUGCUUCCGAUUCCGCACUACCUAGGUUAAUAGCUUUUUUAUUACGGAAACUAUAAUUAGAUGCUUGUGUGCGUGGCAUCUUGACACUCAAAGGCAUCUUUCAAAUUUUGUAACAUACGCUUCAUGAUAUUUUACAUUGAAAUUAAUAAAAUACAAAAUACUUACUGAUGAUAUGUCAUCCCAGUGUCUUUCUUAUUUCUUUUAGUAUUCUUUUUACAAAGUUAAGUAACGCAUUCAUUACAAUUAUUAGCAAAGUUUAACAGAACAUGUAUCACGGUAAUUAAUAGCUUAAUCUAAGGUUAUAUACCUAAUUCAAAUUAUAUUUCUCUCAUAUAUAAUUACUAGCUGCUACCGUCACGUCGUCCGCAUGAACGUUAUAAGCAGCAAAAAUACUGAAAAUGUAGCAUAUAAUAAUGUGUUGUCCCGAUUUCUUCUUAAUAUCAGAACCGACAAAAAGUGUAUAAACUACUUCUGGUGUCUUCAACUAUGGCAUCGAAAUUAAUUGUAGAACACACAGAAAAUAUAUACCUAAAAAAACUUCAAUAAGUAUACAGCUUUUUUACUUUCCGACCAUUUUAUUAUAUGUAUGAAUAAUGAAAUAAAAGUAAUGAUGUAAUAUGAAAUCAACCAUUACUAAAUUAUUUUAAACUGAUAUGCAAGUAGAUAAAUACUGCAAUUAGUAGGUAAGCUGUUCAAACAUUUAGUAAAGUAUACGUGAUUAUACAAAAUUAUUUUUGCUUCGUGAUGGAGUUUGAUAAUAAUCCUUUUUUGCGAGUAAUAAAUCCGAUUGAUAAUAAGUAGUAGGUGUAGGUAUAUUUUUUUGAAAUUGUUAUAUUAUAAUUAUAUUUUACUUAUGUAUGUCUGGGCUCUUCAAUGCUUUGUAUAUAAUAGUUUAUAACCAACAUGUCACAAUUUAAAAGGUUAGGUAAAAAAAGAGUGUGUACUGUUAAACUGUAUAUUAAGGCGACACUAAAUGCCAGCGACCUUGAGCGAUAUGAGCUCACGGCUGCCGGCCCGCCAUCUAUGUAACAAAGCCAAUAUUUUAAAAAUUCUUGCGUGGAAAACAGUUCAUAUGCUUACAAUCCUCGUUAUUCACGACUAAUCUGAAUAAAUGAACCUACACAAAAAAGUACAAGCUAUAAUAAUAACUUUUCUGAGAGAAGUACCAAAAAAAUGCGUCACGCCAUGCCAAAAAACUUGUUUAACUUCAAAGAAAAGUGGUAGUUCAAAAAGGCUGUAGAGUGUUAACUAUAACCAACAGCAAACAUUAGCAACCUACAAAUAAGACUUAAGGGUAUGUGUAACAGGAUUAAGUAGUAUUCAUAGCUCCAAAUGCUACUUUUUCACCACAAAACUUGUCUAAAAACACCUUGUUUGCGUGUUUUCUGCUAACCCUUCGCCUUAAUUGUCCGUCGUACAACGUGCCAUGCGGGCUAGGAUGGAGUGUUCCCCGCCAUAAGAGUAUAUUAUAGUCUAUUAUUGACACAAGAGUAACUAUUUAUCAUUAACUUAUUUGUUGUACGAACAUAUAAAAUAUGUUGAUAUAAAACUAUAUAUUAUUGUUCAAAGUACUAUUUAUAAUGUUUUAUACAUUUUGCUAAAAUGUUAUUAUUGUUUACAAAAAAAAACAGAAUUUUGUGAAUCUGCUUAUUGGACGAUUUUAAUUAUAUUAAUCUGAGUUAAAUUUGUAAAAAAAUAUGUUUUAUGGUCUUCUGUUCUUCUGGUCUUGUCUUCUGUUCUUCCGUCUGGAUGCUUCUAAAAGUAUUUGUGAAUAAUGUUAAUAAAUGUUAUUUAUUUAUAAAA